CUGCCCCCUGCCCCGCCGAUCGACCGACCUCUGCUCGCAUCGAACAUCGAAGCAUCCCACAUCCCAUCCUCGUCGUCGACGACAUCACCGCCACCACACCUCGAGUUCCGAUCUUGUGACUCAUAUAACCUCGAGGGAAUCUUUAAUCUUGCCGUCGUCGCUUCUACCUAGUCCUCGUCCCCCCAACAACUCUCGACUCUCGAUCGGACUUUUCGCUCGUCCCGAAUCUAUUUUCCUCUCAAACAACCACUAGAACUUCUCGAUCGCGAUCCUACGGAACUUUGCUGCGAUGCUCCGUCAGUUCUCCAAGAGCAUCUCUAGGAGCCAGGCGGCUUCCAAGUCUAUCCAAAAGCGAGGGUUGGCUUUUGCCUCGCCGUCUCACCGUGCCAAGGAGGCUACCAACUUUGGCCAGCACAAGGGUUACCCCGUCAUCGACCAUGAGUUCGAUGCCAUCGUAGUCGGAGCUGGAGGUGCCGGUCUCCGAGCCGCUUUCGGUCUUGCCGAGGGUGGAUUCAAGACUGCUUGUAUCACUAAGCUUUUCCCUACUCGAUCGCACACCGUUGCCGCUCAGGGAGGAAUCAACGCAGCCCUUGGAAACAUGACCGAGGACGACUGGAGGUGGCACAUGUAUGACACCGUCAAGGGAUCCGACUGGCUCGGUGACCAGGACGCCAUUCACUACAUGUGCAAGGAGGCUCCCAACGCCGUCAUCGAGCUCGAGCACUACGGUCUCCCCUUCUCCCGUACCAAGGAGGGAAAGAUCUACCAGCGAGCUUUCGGUGGUCAAUCGCUCAACUACGGAAAGGGAGGACAGGCUUACCGAUGUGCUGCCGCCGCUGACAGGACUGGUCAUGCCAUGUUGCACACCCUGUACGGUCAAUCGCUCCGACACAACACCAACUUCUUCAUCGAGUACUUUGCUCUCGAUCUCUUGAUGGAGGACGGCGCCUGUGUUGGUGUCAUCGCCUUGAACAUGGAGGACGGUACCUUGCACAGGUUCCGGGCUCACAACACCGUGCUCGCCACCGGAGGAUACGGACGUGCCUACUUUUCGUGUACCUCGGCCCACACUUGUACCGGAGACGGUAACGCCAUGGUCGCCAGGGCUGGGCUUCCUCUGCAGGAUCUGGAGUUUGUCCAGUUCCACCCUACCGGUAUCUACGGUGCCGGUUGUCUGAUUACCGAGGGAUCGCGAGGUGAGGGUGGAUACCUCUUGAACUCGGAGGGAGAGCGUUUCAUGGAGCGAUACGCUCCUACCGCCAAGGACUUGGCUUCCCGAGACGUCGUCUCGCGAUCCAUGACUUUGGAGAUCCGAGAGGGACGAGGUGUCGGUCCGGAGAAGGACCACGUCUACUUGCAACUCUCGCACUUGCCCGCCGAGGUCUUGCACGAGCGAUUGCCUGGUAUUUCGGAGACUGCCGCCAUUUUCGCCGGUGUGGAUGUUACCAAGGAGCCCAUCCCCGUCCUGCCCACCGUGCACUACAACAUGGGAGGUAUCCCUACCCGAUACACCGGAGAGGUCGUCACCGUCGACAAGGACGGCAAGGACCAGAUUGUCAAGGGUCUUUACGCCGCCGGUGAAGCCAGUUGCGCCUCCGUUCACGGAGCCAACCGAUUGGGAGCCAACUCGUUACUCGACAUUGUCGUGUUCGGUCGUGCUGCCGCCAACCACAUCCGAGAGAACCACAAGCCCAACACACCCCACAAGCCUUUGGAGGACCUUGGAAAGGCCAGUAUCGCCGAGUUGGACCGACUGCGAAACUCGAACGGACCUUUGCACACCUCGGCCGUCAGGUUGAACAUGCAAAAGGCCAUGCAGAGCGAUGCCGCCGUUUUCCGAACGCAAAAGUCUUUGGACGAGGGAGUUGAGAAGAUGACCGACGUCUUCCGAUCAUACGAUAAUGUCGGAAUCAAGGACCGAUCGAUGAUCUGGAACUCUGACUUGAUCGAGACUUGGGAGUUGAGCAACUUGUUGACCAACGCUCAGCAGACCAUCGUAUCCGCUGCCGCAAGAAAGGAGUCCCGAGGUGCCCACGCACGAGAGGACUUCCCCGACCGUGAUGACGACGAGUGGAUGAAGCACAGUUUGACCUUCCACCGAGAUAUCACCAAGCCCGAUAUCGAGUUGAGCUACAGGAAGGUCAUUGGCACGACCAUGGACGAGAACGACUGCAAGGCCGUCCCCCCUGCCAAGCGUGUGUAUUAAGCAGUGUGUUUUGUAGAUUUCGAGGGCUACCCAAUGACAUGAAUGAACUAGCAUGAUGACGUCUACCGCUGUUCAGACGCUGCAAUAUCUUGCGCAUCGAUUUCUCAUGAACCUCGAGGCGCGUGUGAGAUUGAUGAAUACCGAC
Messenger RNA from Filobasidium floriforme, 2351 nucleotides. RefSeq names its product FAD binding domain-containing protein. Bases 290 to 2206 code for a protein of 638 amino acids. Lineage: Eukaryota; Fungi; Basidiomycota; Tremellomycetes; Filobasidiales; Filobasidiaceae. Gene Ontology annotation, biological process: mitochondrial electron transport, succinate to ubiquinone; tricarboxylic acid cycle. The transcript is spliced from 10 exons. Gene Ontology annotation, molecular function: flavin adenine dinucleotide binding; electron transfer activity; succinate dehydrogenase (quinone) activity. The record is from RefSeq and is a predicted model, not a curated record.